Heteronotia binoei (common prickly gecko) is the source of this 1149-nucleotide messenger RNA. RefSeq names its product serpin family E member 1 (gene SERPINE1). The record is from RefSeq and is a predicted model, not a curated record. The coding region runs from base 133 to 1137 and encodes 334 amino acids. Gene Ontology annotation, molecular function: serine-type endopeptidase inhibitor activity. Gene Ontology annotation, biological process: negative regulation of vascular wound healing; negative regulation of plasminogen activation; negative regulation of endopeptidase activity. The transcript has 8 exons. Lineage: Eukaryota; Metazoa; Chordata; Lepidosauria; Squamata; Gekkonidae.
GUGCCGGGCGCCCCCUCCCGCCUGGCCCGCCUCUCCACGGACUUCGGCGUGCGCCUCUUCGGCGCGCUAACGCGGCGCUCCCCGGACCGCAACGUGGCCUUCUCGCCCCACGGCGCCGCCUCGCUCCUGGCCAUGCUCCAGGCGGCGGCGGCCGGGGAGACGCGGGGCCAGCUGGAGCGAGCCAUGGGCUUCGGCCUGAGCGAGCGGGGGGUCCCGCGCGGCUUGCGGUGGCUGCAGAAGGCGCUGACCGACCGGGCCAAUGGAGACGUGGUGGAGACCGCCGCGGCCCUCUUUGUGCAGCGGGACCUGCCGCUGGUGCCCGGUUUCAUGCCCCGCUUCUACCAGACCUUCCGCCAGAUGGUCAAGCAGGUGGACUUCGCGGAGAGCCCGCGGGCCCGGCGCAUCAUCAACGGCUGGGUGGAGCAGCACACGGAAGGCAUGAUCCGGGACUUCUUGCAGGAGGGGGCCCUGGACGAGAUGACCCGGCUGGUGCUGGUCAACGCCAUCCACUUCAAGGGCCGCUGGAGGACUCCCUUCCCCGAGGCAGCCACCCGGCAGCGCCUCUUCCACAAGCUGGACGGCAGCUCUGUCUCCGUGCCCAUGAUGGAGCAGACGGGCAAAUUCUGCUAUGGCGAAUUCUCCACCCCGGAGCAAGUGGAGUAUGAUGUCCUGGAACUGCCUUAUCAGGGGGAGACCCUCAGCAUGUUCAUCGCUGCCCCUUUUGAGAACACCCCCCUGUCGGCCUUGACGGCUGCCCUCAGUGCCCAGCUGGUGGCCGAAUGGAAGAGCAGCCUGCUGUGUGCCACACGCCUCCUGGUCCUGCCCAAGUUCACCCUGGAAACGGAGUGUAACCUUCAGGCGCCUCUGCAGGCCCUGGGCAUGACGGCCAUGUUUGAUGCCCACGCAGCCGACUUCAGCAGCCUCUCAGACCAAGAGUCACUCUUUGUGGCCCAGGCUCUGCAGAAGGUGAAGAUCGAGGUGAACGAGAGCGGGACAGAGGCUGCCUCUGCCACAGCUGCUGUGGUCUAUGCCCGCAUGGCCCCGCUGGAGGUCGUGAUGGACAGGCCCUUCCUCUUCGUGGUGCGGCACAACCCGACCGGUGUUAUCCUUUUCAUGGGGCAGGUGAUGGAGCCCUGAAGCCCGCCCGGA